Messenger RNA from Melanotaenia boesemani (Boeseman's rainbowfish), 1088 nucleotides. RefSeq names its product proteasome 20S subunit beta 1 (gene psmb1). Lineage: Eukaryota; Metazoa; Chordata; Actinopteri; Atheriniformes; Melanotaeniidae. Gene Ontology annotation, cellular component: proteasome core complex. The transcript is spliced from 6 exons. The coding region runs from base 87 to 800 and encodes 237 amino acids. The record is from RefSeq and is a predicted model, not a curated record.
ACCGUAGAACAAGAGUCUGCCAUAUUGCAGUGAUACAGCGAGUUUACCUGGUUUGAGCUCUAUUCCGUCAGCUUUCUUUUGCUAAUAUGCUUUCAUCUCAGAUUUUUGGAGAUCCUGGGAAGAUGAAAGAGUACCAUUACACUGGCCCAGUAGAGCACCGGUUUUCGCCAUACGCUUUUAAUGGAGGAACUGUACUAGCUGUUGCCGGGGAAGAUUUCGCAAUUGUAGCCUCAGACACCAGGCUGAGUGAAGGCUACUCAAUUCACAGCCGGGACUCCCCAAAAUGCUACAAGCUCACAGACACAACUGUCAUUGGCUGCAGUGGUUUCCAUGGUGACUGCCUCACUCUGACAAAAAUAAUUGAUGCCAGGCUAAAGAUGUACAAACACUCAAACAACAAGACGAUGACCAGUGGAGCCAUUGCAGCCAUGUUGUCCACCAUCCUGUACAGCAGGAGAUUCUUCCCAUACUACGUUUACAACAUCAUUGGGGGACUGGAUGAAGAGGGCAAAGGAGCAGUGUACAGCUUUGACCCAGUGGGUUCCUACCAGAGAGACACCUACAAGGCUGGAGGAUCAGCCAGUGCCAUGCUGCAGCCACUACUAGAUAACCAGAUUGGAUUCAAAAACAUGGAAGGUGUGCAGCAUGUUCCUCUGACUCAGGAAAAGGCGGUUCAGCUGGUCAAAGAUGUCUUCAUCUCGGCUGCAGAGAGAGAUGUCUACACCGGAGAUGCCCUUCGGAUUUGCAUCAUCACUAAGGAGGGCAUUAAUGAGCAGACAAUACCACUGAGGAAGGAUUGAGGAGUAAAGUCUCCUCUUCAAUCUGUCUCUUCCACAUUUAUUCUGCAGAUUUAAUCCCUUUAUACCAGGUUUGUUAGAACAGGAGUGUUGAUCCAGAGGUUGAUUCAUGUUGCCUCUUAACUUUGGCUUUAGUUUGGAAUCCUUGUUUAAAUGAUUUGACAGCUUGAUCCUAGAUCAGCACUCCUGUUUUGAGAAACCAGUUCUGUACCCAUGCCUGCUUAGACUCUGCCUCUGUAUUGAUUUUUCAUGCUAUUCUUUUUACAUUCUUAAUAAAUGUUAAGAAUUUAA